Babesia bigemina is the source of this 570-nucleotide messenger RNA. Its product is annotated as ADP-ribosylation factor-like protein 2, putative. Gene Ontology annotation, molecular function: GTP binding; GTPase activity. Gene Ontology annotation, biological process: protein folding. The transcript is spliced from 5 exons. Bases 1 to 570 code for a protein of 189 amino acids. NCBI's taxonomy places the organism in Eukaryota, Apicomplexa, Aconoidasida, Piroplasmida, Babesiidae. The record is from RefSeq and is a predicted model, not a curated record. Gene Ontology annotation, cellular component: microtubule cytoskeleton; cytoplasm.
AUGGGACUCCUGAAGGUGAUUCGCAAGGGCAAGGCCUUGGAACACGAAAUUCGUGUGCUUAUGCUCGGCCUUGACAACGCGGGAAAGACUACUAUCCUCAAGCGCUUGAACGGCGAGGACACCUCGCGCAUCGAGCCUACGCUCGGUUUCAACAUAAAGACACUAGAACACGAUGGCUACCAGGUGAACAUCUGGGACGUUGGUGGACAGAAGACCAUCCGGUCCUUCUGGCGCAACUACUUCGAAAACACCGAUGCGCUGGUCUGGGUCGUGGAUUCUGCGGACGCCAUGCGCCUCGAGGACUCGCGCAGCGAGAUAGAGGAGCUCCUGUCGCAAGAUCAAAUGGCACAGUGCACGGUGCUGGUAUUCGCCAACAAGCAGGACGUUACCGGAGCCCUCAACGUUCACGAAAUUCAGGAGCAGCUCGGACUCGACCGAAUCGCGAACGAGCGGAGCUGGCGCAUCCACGGAUGCAGCGGUAUUAGCGGCGAAGGGAUCGUCGAGGGCUUCGCAUGGCUCGUGUCCGACGUCGCCCGCCGUAUAUACACGCAAGACUACGUCAAGCGGUGA